Drosophila nasuta is the source of this 3050-nucleotide messenger RNA. Its product is annotated as putative 2-oxoglutarate dehydrogenase E1 component DHKTD1 homolog, mitochondrial. The record is from RefSeq and is a predicted model, not a curated record. The transcript is spliced from 12 exons. Lineage: Eukaryota; Metazoa; Arthropoda; Insecta; Diptera; Drosophilidae. Gene Ontology annotation, molecular function: oxidoreductase activity, acting on the aldehyde or oxo group of donors, disulfide as acceptor; thiamine pyrophosphate binding. Bases 110 to 2914 code for a protein of 934 amino acids.
GCGAGCAGCUGCAGUUGACAACGGAAAAGUUGCGGAAGGAAGAAGCUGCUGUAUAUACUACAUACAAAUAAAACUUAUUUAUAUCGUUUGUGUGAAUUAAAUAACGAAAAUGCUGCGUCACUUUGUGAGUUCGGAAAGCAAAAUUGCCGGCCUAGUGGGCACACAGACACGCCCACACCGCAGCUAUCACAGCAAGAAGGGCGUCUGGGGCUAUCGACCAGUCGCCAAGCGCGUCUUUGAAGUUGCGGAAGAAGCGAAACUGGCAAGGAACUCUCAGGGUAAUGUCUAUCGCUGGGUCGAGGCCUUUCGCCAGCACGGACACAAAUUGGCGGCAGUAAAUCCCAUCAGCAUCAAAGAGCCCAACAGCGAAAGCAGCGAGCUGCAGGAAUUAAAUCCCGCAUUUUAUGGACUGCAGACGCAGCAAGCGGUGCGCACCGCCAACCUCUUGAGUGCUCCAGCGGCAUCUUCUGGUGGCAGCCAAAAUGUCCAAAAUGUUGCCCAGCUGGAGCAGCUGCUGCGGGACAUUUACUGCGGCAGCGCAGCGAGCGCUGAGUUUGCCUACAUCGAGGAUACUGAGGAACGCGAAUGGCUGGCUCGCAAUUUUGAGACACUCAACGAACACCAGCUGCAGUCGACGGAGCGCUGCGAAAUUGCCGAAUUGCUAAUUAAGUCGCAGGCAUGGGACAAUUUCAUGGCCCUCAAAUUUCCCACAGUCAAGCGUUAUAGCGGCGAAGGAGCCGAGUCCAUGUUGGCCUUCUUCUGGCAGCUACUGCGCGACAGUGUGCAAGCAAACGUUGAGCAUGUGGUUCUGGCGAUGCCCCACCGAGGACGCACCUCGCUGCAAGCGGCAAUGUUCAACAUGCGACCGGCGAAAGUUUUUCGCAAACUAAGCGGCACAUCAGAGUUUGCCGACAACGUCGAGGCCAUGUCCGACGUCAUAACUCACUUCCAUGUUUCGGAGCAGCUGCAAGUUCUGGGCAAAAGCAUCAACUUUAGCAUGAUACGCAAUCCCUCGCACUUGGAGGCAGCUAAUCCUGUGGCCAUGGGCAAGACACGUUCCAAGCAGCAGACUCGCGGCGAAGGCGCCUUCGACAACGCGACUACAGCUCAACCCUUUGGCCAACAUGUGGUCAAUGUGAUACUCCAUGGCGAUGCCGCUUUUGCUGGCCAGGGCAUCAAUCAGGAGUGCCUGAACAUGGCCUACGUGCCGCACUUUGAAGUCGGCGGCAGCGUGCAUCUCAUUGUCAACAAUCAAGUGGGCUUCACCACGCCUGCAGAUCGUGGACGCUCCUCCGCCUAUUCCUCUGAUCUGGCCAAAUCGAUACAGGCACCAGUGUUCCACGUCAACGGAGAUGAUCCCGAAGCUGUGGCACGCAUCACAAACUUGGCCUUCCGUUAUCAGCGCGAGUUCCGCAAGGACAUCUUCAUCGAUAUGAACUGCUUCCGUCGUUGGGGUCACAAUGAGGUCGAUGAUCCAACGUUCACCAACCCCUUGAUCUAUAAAAUAAUUCAUCAGCGUCAGUCUGUGCCUGAUCUCUAUGCCGACAGGCUAGCCACUGAAGGUGUCUUAAGCAAAGACGAGGCCAAGCAGCUACGUGAGAAGUACAUGGCACAUCUGGGCGAGGAACUGGCUCUGGCGCCCACCUACGUACCGCCUCCCUCGUUCUUUGAGAAGCAAUGGGCUGGUCUCACCUCGGCACCAGCUAAUGAACUGACCUAUUGGGAUACUGGCUUGGAUUAUGGUCUGCUGCACUGGAUUGGCCAGCAGAGCGUGGCCUAUCCCGAGGACUUUUCCGUGCAUCCACAUCUGCUCAAGACCCACAUUCAAGGGCGCCUCAAGAAGCUAGAGGCAGGCAACAAAAUCGACUGGGCCACAGCCGAGGCAUUGGCCAUUGGCAGUCUGAUGUACCAGGGCCACAAUGUGCGCAUCAGUGGCGAGGAUGUGGGACGCGGUACCUUCUCCCAUCGCCAUGCCAUGCUGGUGGAUCAGAAGACCAACGAAAUGUACAUUCCACUCAAUCACAUCGAAGGCGGCAACGGUGGCAAAUUAGAGCUGGCUCACAGCAUUUUAUCCGAGGAGGCUGUGUUGGCUUUCGAAUAUGGCAUGGCCAUUGAUAAUCCACAGAAUCUGAUUAUAUGGGAGGCGCAAUUCGGUGACUUUGCCAAUGGUGCCCAAAUCAUUAUUGAUACCUUCAUAGUUUCGGGCGAAACCAAAUGGAUGGACUCAAAUGCACUGGUCAUGCUGUUGCCACAUGGUUACGAUGGUGUUGCCUCCGAGCACAGUUCGUGCCGCAUCGAACGCUUCCUGCAGCUGUGCGACUCGAAGGAAACGUCGCCCGAUGGCGAUGGCGUCAAUGUGCAUGUGGUGAACCCCACAACACCUGCCCAAUACUAUCAUGUGCUGCGUCGCCAGCUGGCACGCAACUUCCGCAAGCCAUUGGUGGUGAUAGCGCCCAAGACUCUGCUACGUCUGUCGGCAGCUACAUCAACGCACGAGGACUUCCAACCGGGCAGCAUGUUCCACAAUGUGCUAGGAGAUAACACCGUGCAACCGGAACAGGUGCGCAAGGUCAUCUUAUGCAGCGGCAAGCACUAUUACAAUCUGGUCGAGGAGCGGCAGAAGCGUGAGGCUCACGAUACGGCCAUUGUGCGUCUGGAAUCGCUGUGUCCCUUCCCCGUGCAGGAGCUGCAAGCCCAGCUGGCGCAAUACGGCAACGUGCAAUCGUUCAUUUGGAGCCAGGAGGAGCACCGCAAUAUGGGUGCCUGGACAUUUGUGCGGCCCCGCUUUGAAAAUUUAAUUGGGCAGCAGCUCAAAUACUGCGGUCGCUCUGAGGCACCAACUCCAGCCACUGGCAUUGGCAAAGUGCAUAAACAGGAAGCUGCUGAGGUUGUCGCUGCCCCCUUUGAAGUUUAGUGAAUCGCUGCCUUCUGCCUCCGUCCCCUUCUCCACUUCCAUAGCAUAUAUCACACAGUACUUUAGCUCAAUAAAACUGCCGAAAAAAAAACAAUAAGAGUGAGGGAAAAGCAGGAAAAAACAAAUGUGUACAAGG